AUGAGUCCACAUCGUAUCCUCACUCCUGAGGAGGAAAGCCUCGACCUCCCCCGCAUUCUCUGCCUGCAUGGCGGCGGAGUCAAUAGCACCAUCUUCCGCAUGCAGUGCCGUAUCAUCGUCAAGGAGCUCAGGUCGACAUUUCGAUUGUGUUUCGCUGAUGCACCCUAUACAUGCGGCCCUGGACCGGGUAUGAUCCCGACUUACAAAGACUACGGACCCUACCGACGAUGGCUCCGCCACAAGCCAGAGCAUCAAGAGGUGGACAGCGCCGAUGGAGCGCAGGCAAUCGUCGAUUCCCUCGCUGAGGCCAUCGAAUCUGACAACCGGCAGGGGGGCACGGGGGAAUGGGUGGGACUGUUGGGCUUCAGUCAGGGCGCAAAGGUUGCCGCCAGCGUUCUCCUCAUGCAGGAUAACGAACGGAAGAACCAGCUUCCCCCCCGGCUCCCGUGCUCUUUUCGGUUCGCCGUCGUCAUGGCAGGGUCUGCUCCUCUGAUAACGUUCGAUUCUGACGUGCUCUCGAGUCCGUAUCUGGUAACCUCGGCGCAGAGCACCGCGUUGCACCUCAACUUUGACAGCUGCCGGGAUGACUCGUCCGAGAAGGCUCACCUGGUGCGGUCCCCCACGGUCCACGUUCAUGGGCUGCGAGAUCCAGGGAUCAAUCUGCACUGGCAGCUGAUGGAAUACUACUGUCAGGGUCAAGGCGGCGCACGUCUUAUUGAGUGGGAUGGAGAUCACCGCCUGCCAAUCAGACUAAGAGACGUGCGGGCGAUCACCACAGCCAUCCUGGAAGUGGCGCGAGAGGCUGCAGUUCUGUAA
Clonostachys rhizophaga is the source of this 816-nucleotide messenger RNA. NCBI's taxonomy places the organism in Eukaryota, Fungi, Ascomycota, Sordariomycetes, Hypocreales, Bionectriaceae. The record is from the annotation of a GenBank genome assembly.